Molecule: messenger RNA, 1298 nt
Organism: Hyaloscypha bicolor E
Lineage: Eukaryota; Fungi; Ascomycota; Leotiomycetes; Helotiales; Hyaloscyphaceae
Exons: 1
Coding region: 1-1197 (398 amino acids)
Source: RefSeq, a predicted model, not a curated record
AUGACUCGGAGCGCCUCCAUUUGCGGCGACACCACUUCCAAGGGAAUAGGGUUACAAAGUUUACGCAGCACAUCUAUUCACCCUGAAAUCGCAUUUACGCAGAGUACUAUGAGAGACGAUUCCGAGCCACCUCCCAGCUACUCAGCGAGCGCCGGCUAUCAUCUCCGUCCGGAGGAUUUGCCCCGAAACGAAACCGUUGCAAGCAGCAAUUCUCAUCUCGGCAUUUCCAAUCCAUCCGAUCAUCGCCCUUUUAAUUCUGGGCCUUCGGAUCUUUUCGCCUCUCACAAAUCCGAACACAGCAGACGGUCAAGCGCAAACUAUCGUCCCAUCACAUCUAUCUCUUGUCCGAACGGAAGUUCACCUUCAAGCUCAGUCACUCCUCACUUCUCUCAAUCUGGCUCGUCGCAUCUCGGCAUGAAACCCUCUACCUCUUGUUGCCCUUCCUCUACCAUGACCUCAGCCUCUGCACGUCCCAUGCCAGCAAUGACCUCGACUUCCGACGAGAAGAAUAAUGAGACUGUCAAACAGCUCAUCAGCAAGAACCCCGAUUUGAGAAACAGCAUCUACUCGUUCCUCGGCUCUACCAUCGUCGCUCUUGAAGCGCAGCGACCCGAAGACCUGAAGACAAAAGACGUCAAGAUCGACGGCUUGCAGAAACAACUCCUGGAUGCCAUGAAAUAUGGUAACGAGGAAGCGCGCAAAGUCGAGAAACUCGAAUUAGAGCUCAAGUUGGCAACCGAGAACGGUCUCUCCCAAGCCAGGGCCCUCGAAGACCUCCAGAAGAAGCUCCAGAAGCAAGAAGAGGUUGAGAAGAACAUUCGCAAGGGAAAUCUCGCCUUGCACCGCGAGCUUGAUCCUCUCAAGCCCGAGAACGCUAGGCUAAAGAACCAACUUAAGGAUGCCGAGAAGGAGAUUCGAAACCUGACAGAGAGGGUUGAUUAUCAAAACCAGAGACUUGAGAUCUAUGGUCAGAAGACACGCAACACGGAGUUGAAGGCUUUGCAGAUGGAGACUGUUCUGGAGAAAUUGGAGAGGGAAAAUCAUUCGUUGGUGUUGAAGGGCGAGCAGAUGUCAGGCAGGUUGUUGGCGGUUGCGGAGCAGUGGCAUGAACCGAAUCCUGCAAAGAGAAACCGUCAGACGUCAGAGAUGCUCGAUGAUGGGGAGAGAUUGAAGCGAUUUUCUAGAAUGACUCGUUGAGUGGGGGAAGGCGAGAUACCACGCUUUCUUCAUGGAUGACAGCGAGCUUGACAUUGCUCCAGGUUGUCGGGCUUAGGGUGGGGUUGAGAUAGCAAUGUGAG